AUGGGUGUUUCUGUGUGGCUGUUGAUAUUUUGCGUAGGAGUUAUUUUUCUGCAGACGGUCGUAUCGCUAGCUAGUGUGCCGAUCGCAGUUGGGAGGCAAAGAACCGCAGUAGAAAUACCAGAAGUAAGCCAAGACCCUGUUUUGUACAGCUGUGCUGACGUAGCGGACAAUGUCCGAACUACUUGUGGCAGUUGCACAAGCGUUAUGUUAUGCAAUUACCAAAAACAGAAUGUAGGUUCGUACGAUUGUAGUUCCAGCAAUCCUUUACGUCCCUACUGCAAGGACGGAGUUUGCCAAAGCGAACCGGGCUGCGAUUUAAAAAGUGACUUGUGCCCUGAUAAAGAUAAUUUUUAUCCAGUACCGCACAACUGUAGUGAAGCAGUGUACUGCAACGACGGUUUGCGAGCAACGGCAUACACUGCCCCUUCCUCAUCGUACAUGUUUGAUUAUAAUACCGGAUCAUGGAUUUAUCUCAAAACACCAGCUGAUUGUUUCCAAAUUGACUGUAAAAUCACUUCAAAUUUGAACAAAUUAAUUGCAUAUAAACCAAAUCCUCAGUUAUAUGUCUUCUGUGGAACAAGUGGUCCACUCACGUUCAAAUGUGGAGAUAGUGAGGCGUUCAACGAAACGACGAAAUUGUGUGAAUUUCAUUGCAAGCAGAAGGGCAAAUAUCCUAUUCCAGGAGUAAAGGAUCGUUAUUAUUCAUGUUUGGAAGGACCAAACGGAACGUACCAAAAAUUCGUAGAGGUCUGUCCUAAUGGUAAGGAAUUCGACAACGGAGUGAAUGAUUGCAAGAAUAUGGAUUAG
Messenger RNA from Anopheles moucheti, 807 nucleotides. RefSeq lists its product as uncharacterized. Lineage: Eukaryota; Metazoa; Arthropoda; Insecta; Diptera; Culicidae. Bases 1 to 807 code for a protein of 268 amino acids. The record is from RefSeq and is a predicted model, not a curated record. The transcript is spliced from 5 exons.